AUGGCAUACCUCAAGUGGUUUGGCAAGGAAAACGCCAACGCUACCAUGAGAACAGCAAUCAAAAACAACAACUACGAUUCCGUCGCAGACGUAAAAUCGCCAUGGGAAGACAACCGGAUCCCCGACGCCAAUAUGGCCGCACUUAACCCGACGGGGCUCACAUUCGUGUGCAUUCCUCGCGACUUUUCUCUCUGCGAGCCUGGGGCUGUUGCCAUUGCUUUCCAGAUCGGAGCCAUCUCGGACAACACAGGUCCCCUAAUUACAUUGUGUCCGCGAUUUUUCAAGUCAGUAAAAUGGCAAACCAUGGUGGACGAUUGGCGGACCUCUGGAUGGAAGAAGUCUGGGCAAGUUCUGCUCACGUCAGGAUUUAACUUACUACAUGAGAUACAACACAUUUCUGGCAUCGUCGGAAAUGAGAGAAGAUGUACUGACGUCAAAAACUACGCUCCGGCACCAAAAGAUGUUAGCAAGUUCUGCUAUCACCCUGACUGUUGUGAACGCAUUGAGGAUAGUGACAAGAUACAAAACGCACAGAAUAUGGCGUAUUUUGCAUUAGAUGUUACUGUAAAUCGUUCUUGGGACGUUUCCAAAAGAUAUACCCCUGAAUAA
Messenger RNA from Colletotrichum orchidophilum, 609 nucleotides. RefSeq lists its product as uncharacterized. The transcript has 3 exons. Gene Ontology annotation, molecular function: metallopeptidase activity. The record is from RefSeq and is a predicted model, not a curated record. Bases 1 to 609 code for a protein of 202 amino acids. NCBI's taxonomy places the organism in Eukaryota, Fungi, Ascomycota, Sordariomycetes, Glomerellales, Glomerellaceae.